Messenger RNA from Alternaria hordeiaustralica, 870 nucleotides. RefSeq lists its product as uncharacterized. Lineage: Eukaryota; Fungi; Ascomycota; Dothideomycetes; Pleosporales; Pleosporaceae. Bases 1 to 870 code for a protein of 289 amino acids. The transcript has 2 exons. The record is from RefSeq and is a predicted model, not a curated record.
AUGGCAGUCGAUGGGCUUCGCGGCCCCGAUCAUGCAUACAGACAAUAUCAGUGGUGGGAUAUUCAAGAUCUGCAACAUUGGCACGACAAAACUAAUGAGGUUGUGAUGGUGCUCGACGCUAACGCGAAAGUCCUGAGGGCCUUGUGCAGGUUCUACUCAAACCUGAUUGCCCGCAAGGACUUUCCUGAUGCCCUGAAGACGUCUUGUGAAGAGCACCUUGCCGCCUUCAUAUCCCAGCUCAACGAGAUCUCUGCGGACUUCGACAUGCAACUAGCCCGAGCAAAGCUUCUAGCGAACAUCAUAAGCGAUAGAAAGCAGCUUGUAUUGCAGCAUCUGCAGAGUCAAGUCUCGGACCGAACGGAACAGCUGAACAAGAAUCUCGAACGGGAGACGGUUGUCAUGCGGAUCAUCACCAUUCUGACUCUGAUCUAUCUUCCGGCUACUUUUGUCUCAACGUUUUUCAGCACCGACAUUGUCAAGUACCAAGACCAGAACCGUGAAUCUGCUAGUUACGACAAUGGCUCUUUUUCGAACCUCGCCUUGAAGCGAUGGCUCCAAGUUACCAUACCACUGACUGCUCUUACGCUGUUUGGUGCAUGGUUGACCUUCCGUUUCUAUAGCGUAUCGGCAAAGAACUCGACAUUUCUCGAGCGCCUGAAACGUGCAGUACUGAGUACCACGCCCGCAGAAGCAGGUACCUAUGUGCAAAUGCCAUCCGGCGAUCGCCCUGGCACGACUAAUGCUACCAACGAAGGCUCAGUCAAGCGGAUGGGGGCUUCAAUAUCUCGUUUCGCUUCAGGUGUACACAAGUUCGGAAAUAGUCGUGCUGUCCUCCCUCGAUAUGAAGGUAGUGGAGCUAAACAUGGUUGA